Molecule: messenger RNA, 760 nt
Organism: Cladophialophora immunda
Lineage: Eukaryota; Fungi; Ascomycota; Eurotiomycetes; Chaetothyriales; Herpotrichiellaceae
Exons: 1
Coding region: 115-588 (157 amino acids)
Source: RefSeq, a predicted model, not a curated record
GGGGGGGGGGGAGAUCGAAUGAUUGCACGGCUUGUGGCCCACCAAUAAGAGCCGGGACAGGCGCUCCGGACUCGACUAGUGAGCGCUGGAAAGGCCAGCCUCACCAGCCGGCAUAUGCUGUGUAACCCAUUGACGAAAAGGACAAACCUGGUUUUGGUCAUAAGCCGCGCGGUGAUUGUUAAGGGUUUCUUCCGUCUAGGCAAUCCGGUCCUCAAUGCAACUACUCCCACGGUCGUGCAAAAUAUGCGUCAGUGGUGGCACAAUGCGAAAAGCAAGAAUGAAACGAGUCGGACAAAAUGCAUGGAUCCGUGCUGCGUGCAGUCAGGCGCUCUAAGAUACAGUGACUUCCGUCUUUCUGGUACAGGUACCUCGAGCCAUAUCAUUCCCUCUCUGAGCUCAGUGUACCUGUUACCUAUUAAUAGAGUUUGUGUCCAGAUCGUAGUUGUGUGGUUCCACCGAGCGCAUGAAUAUCAAAUCCGGGCUUCGAGGCGAAAUUCCUUUGGUGGCGGGGCACCGACAACGGGAACACAGAGAGAGGUGAGGGGGUUGCGGGGGCCUCGAGGCAAGCAAGCGCCAGAGCGAUUGUAAAAUGAAACCACGGCCAGCCCCUGUGGCCUCUUGUACUGAAAGAGUAGGUGUCAGUAUUAAAACCCCUGUUGGAGGCCUCCAGGCAAUCCUCGGCAGAAAUACUUACGUACAGUCCCUUUGCAGCUUCACAGGUAUUCGUCAUUGGUUGCAUAGGACUUCCGUCGAAUGAGGC